ACAGCAAGGCAUCGUCACGACUCCACUCCAGCCUCAAAGCCCUAGCGGGUCUGUCUGAUACAACAUUUUUCAUUUUUACUCCGUUUACAUGUUUACUAACCCCGCUUUCACAGGGGGAAUGUUUGGAUUCGGUACAGUGAAUCAACGAUGAUUAUUUAACACAGAAUUUUACAGGUUUCAGGAGUGCUCUGGUUCUCCAAAGAUGCGGAGACUGUCUCGAAAGAAAGCUCUGAAUUUAGUAAAGGAGCUGGAUGCUUUCCCUAAGGUUCCUGAGAGUUAUGUAGAAACAACAGCUAGUGGAGGAACUGUGUCUCUGAUCGCCUUCACUGCCAUGGCACUGCUGGCCUUCUUUGAGUUUUUUGUCUAUCGGGACACGUGGAUGAAGUACGACUAUGAAGUGGAUACAGAUUUUACAAGUAAAUUAAGAAUAAAUAUAGAUAUUACAGUCGCCAUGAGGUGUCAAUUUGUGGGUGCAGACGUGUUGGACCUGGCUGAAACUAUGGUAGCAUCCGAUGGCUUGAAGUAUGAACCGGCGAUGUUUGAGCUGUCUCCUCAACAGAGACUAUGGCACAGGACACUCCUGCUGAUUCAGGACCGACUGCGUGAGGAGCACUCCCUCCAGGACGUCCUGUUCAAAAAUGUGAUGAGAGGAGCCCCCACUGCACUACCCCCAAGGGAGGACAGUCCUGUACAGCCACUCGACGCAUGCAGAAUACACGGACACCUCUAUGUUAAUAAAGUGGCUGGAAACUUCCACAUCACGGUCGGCAAGGCCAUCCCACAUCCAAGAGGCCAUGCUCACUUAGCAGCACUCGUCAGCCAUGAAACGUACAACUUCUCCCACCGAAUAGACCACUUGUCGUUCGGCGAAGUAAUCCCAGGCAUUCUGAACCCGCUGGAUGGCACAGAGAAAGUGUGCACAGAUCGUAAUCAGAUGUUUCAGUACUUCAUCACCAUUGUACCGACUAAACUGGAGACCUACAAAGUGACAGCUGAUACGCAUCAGUACUCCGUUACAGAACGGGAGCGGGUGAUUAACCAUGCAGCAGGAAGUCAUGGGGUGUCGGGAAUUUUUAUGAAGUAUGACCUCAGCUCACUCAUGGUCCGAGUAACAGAGCAGCACAUGCCGUUGUGGCAGUUCCUCGUGCGUUUAUGUGGCAUCGUCGGAGGCAUCUUUUCUACAACAGGCAUGUUGCACAACCUGGUGGGCUUCUUCGUAGACGUAAUCUGCUGUCGCUUUAAACUUGGAGUCUAUAAACCCAAACAGGUCAGUCUUGUGGAUGGCCAUGCAAACAGCCAAACGCCUCUACUGUCAGAGAACGGUGGACUCUAGCAGCUCUGUGUUGGUUCCCCUGUACCCAAGCCGAGACACAAGCACAUCAUGGGACUAAACUAAAGACGAGCAGCUCGCCAAAGCUGCUGUCAUUGACUUCUCUGGCAGUGUGGUAUUGUGAAGGGCUGCCUUCUCCAAGCACAUAACUGUAACUCAGGCUGUAAACAAAAGUGUUGAUUUUGCUUUCAUUCCCAGCAGGACACGUCAACAUUUCUGUCAUUAUGAUGAGUGUUAAUCAUCUAUCCUGCAUUUCCACAUUCAGCAUCUUCGAUGUUACAUUCUGAGAACCUGUUUUUUGUUUUUCUUUAAAAAAAAAAAAAGUGCUUGUGAGAGGCAGUGCUGUCAUUUUGAAACCAGCCUGAGAGUUUAAAUAUGUUUUAGACUCGUUUAUUUUUUGUUCAGCCUUCACUACAGUAUCAUCCACUUUUUACCCAGACUCCUUUGAUAAUUUUUUUUUUUUGUAUAAUAGCAAUGCCACUCGAGAUGUGACUCUUGUAUCAUUAGCCCUAACUGAUAAAUUAUGACUUAUUUUCCAAGUGGGGUGGGUAAUUUAACAAAUUCAGUGAAUCGGGGAAACCUGGAAGAUGCAAUGACUUAUAAGUAUUCUGAUUUAUGUGGAAGUCACAUCGUGUUCAGCCUUGAAUGAUUAGAUGUAUGUGGAUAUGGAGUGUGUUUUGGAUUUGUUUUUAGCAAUUGGGCACUUUUUCCUCAGGAUGAUGUGCAGUCGAAAAUAAAUGAUACUGGAUUGAAGAGUGGCUCUGGGACUGAAAAGAGGAAAACUCCUGAGAACUUGAAUUCUGCAUGGCUUCUGUUUUGUGUUGGACAGGUAGAGUGUAUUUGGUAGCACUAGAUGAAUGUAUAUGUAAUGGGAAAGUUGACUUGGGUGUUUUUUUUAACUACAAGGAUUAGCUGUAGCAAGGGAAUUUAUCAGCAGUUAGUUGAAUGGAAGGUUUUAGACAGAUCAGUGUGAUUUUGGUUAUACGUUUUACAGUGGUUAUAAAAAUUUGAUUGCUCGAUCACCCUCUUAUGCGUAUUCCUCAUCUAUUGUGUUUAUCUGAAACCGAAAGGGUUUAAGAAUGUAACUUGUACACACAUCUGAUGGACCGUCUGUGCUUGUGUUGGUUUGAGUCCUUUGCUCUGAUGCAAGUCUUGAUAAAAUCUUGUUUUCUCUGUC
Neoarius graeffei (lesser salmon catfish) is the source of this 2507-nucleotide messenger RNA. RefSeq names its product ERGIC and golgi 2 (gene ergic2). NCBI's taxonomy places the organism in Eukaryota, Metazoa, Chordata, Actinopteri, Siluriformes, Ariidae. Gene Ontology annotation, cellular component: membrane; endoplasmic reticulum; COPII-coated ER to Golgi transport vesicle. The transcript has 14 exons. Gene Ontology annotation, biological process: endoplasmic reticulum to Golgi vesicle-mediated transport; retrograde vesicle-mediated transport, Golgi to endoplasmic reticulum. Bases 203 to 1333 code for a protein of 376 amino acids. The record is from RefSeq and is a predicted model, not a curated record.